Messenger RNA from Mesorhabditis belari, 633 nucleotides. The record is from the annotation of a GenBank genome assembly. NCBI's taxonomy places the organism in Eukaryota, Metazoa, Nematoda, Chromadorea, Rhabditida, Rhabditidae.
AUGAAAUUUCUGAUUUAUUUUGGUGCCUUUUUCGUGCUCGCUUUUGCUCUAAACAAAGAAGCUGCUGAGGAUACGGUUAAAGAAGAGGUAAAAGACGAAGCUGUCAAGGCACUUCACGAAUCUCGGCCAAAGAGUGAGAAAAUAAGAGUUUGCACAUGCAAGGAAUUGGAUCAAUGCAUUGACAAAGCUCGAAAACAAGCCAAUCAAUAUCAAGUGAUUCCUUGUAUGAAAGAAAAUUUGGAUGCCUGUUCUGAGAAAAAGAAUUCCGAGAAGGCACCAAAUAUUGAUUUGAACACUUUCCUUUCCAAAGUGGAAGAAGAUGUUGAUCAUCGAGCACAGACAAUCCUUCGAGCAAUUAAAUCAAAGGAUACUGAUAAACUAGCCACCGCUACGAAAUCUUAUUUCAUGUGUUUCAAGAAUUGUUUCAUGAAUGUAAAGAAUUCAGACGGAUUUUGCCAUGAACAAAUUGGAUGCACUCUCGAUAUCACGGACAAAGCCGUCAACAAAACGAUUGAUGUUUGUGGAUCGAAAAUCGAUUGGGCUAAAGAGCUCGGUGAUGUGUGCUCGUGUGCUGAGAAAGCGGGAAUUAGUGUUCUCCACGAUUACUGUGGAAUGCUUGAUGAGUUCUCGGAC